CCCGGUAGUUGAGUAUGACAAAGUGAAGUCGGAAGAAAUAGCACGUGUGUUCGUUAAGAUAAAUGCUCAGUUAAAUGGAAGCCCGCGAAUCUCCAGUCUUAAAACGGUGUAAGUUUUGGUGUGUCGCCCAUAUGCCUGAGAUCCAUCUGCUACCUCACAGUCGGAUCUUCGAUUCAUGAGUCCACAUUUACAGAGUCAACAACGACACCUGCUUAUAAAAAUGAACGCAGCUACAGAUUACUUGAUGUUAUCACUGAUUGCAGCAUCUCUCGGGGCAUUUCUGGCCCUGUAUGCGUACUUCAAAUAUUCAUAUUCUUACUGGAAAAAUAAAGGUGUAAUGUAUCUUGAACCUUCAUUUCCAUUUGGAAAUAUUGGAGAUGCCAUAAUGCAAAAGAAAACCGGUGGAUUAGUAUUUCAAGAUAUUUAUAAUAAACUUGAAGGUCAACAGUAUGGCGGUACAUUUGCCUUCAGGAGACCAAUGUUUGUAAUUAGAGAGCCAGAAAUUAUUAAGACUGUCUUAGUUAAAGAUUUUGUGCACUUUCAUGACCGUGGUACGUACUUUGAUGAAAAGGGUGAUCCAUUGUCUGCCCACUUAUUUAUGCUCACAGGGUUAAAAUGGAAGAAUCUACGAGCAAAACUAACACCGACUUUCACCUCUGGUAAGAUGAGGAUGAUGUUUCAAAUUCUUGUUGACUGUGGCGAUGAGCUAAGGGCUCACGUAGAUCAUUUCGCUGCUAAUGGCGAAAUGUUGGAAGUCAAAGAUAUCUUGGCGAAAUUCAGUACUGACAUCAUAGCAUCAUUUGCUUUUGGUGUGCAGUGCAAUUGCCUCAAUAAUCCAGAUGCUGAAUUUAGAAAAUGGGGUAGAAGAAUUUUCGAUUCUUCAGUAAAGACUGGAAUUAGAGAUAUUGUGAUGUUUGUGGAGCCAACAGUGGCUUCCAUUUUAAAAAUACCCUUUGUUCCUCAAGACGUUACCCACUACUUUAAAAAAAUGGUUAAAGAAACAGUUGAAUAUCGAGAGAAUAACAAUGUGACGAGAAAUGAUUUUAUGCAGCUUUUGAUCCAAUUAAAGAACAAAGGAAGUAUUGAUACGGAGAAACAAAUGAAUGGCACCACAAAACCAGACAAAGGCAAAGAUAUUGGCCUGUCAAUGAACGAAGUUGCUGCACAGGCUUUUGUAUUUUUUGUUGCUGGAUUUGAAACGUCGUCUACCACCAUGAGUUUCUGCUUGUAUGAGCUUGCACUGAAUCCACAUAUUCAAGAACGAGUUCAGAAAGAAAUAGACGCAGUCUUAAAGAAAUACGAAAAUAAAAUCACUUAUGAAGCCAUUCAGGAAAUGGAAUACUUGGACAAUACAAUCUCCGAAACUCUAAGAAUGUACCCGCCAGUGCCAUUUCUCACACGAGAAUGCACGAAGAAAUACACAGUUCCAGGAUCAAAUGUUACUCUGGAAGAAGGGACGUCAGUUCUCAUUUCUGUCAUGGGAAUCCACAAGGAUCCGAAAUAUUAUCCCGAUCCUGAAAAAUUUAAUCCUGAUCGCUUCAUUGAAGAAGUUAAGAAGAAGAGACAUCAUUUCACGUACUUGCCUUUUGGAGAAGGACCAAGAAUUUGUAUCGGAAUGCGUUUCGCGCUACUGCAAACCAAGGUUGGUCUUGCGUCACUCUUGUCCAAACACAGUUUCCACGUGUGCAAGAAAACGCCUAUACCUCUAAAACUCGAUCCAAGGACCAUCAUAACAUCAGCUGCUGGUGGCAUGUGGCUCAAGAUUGUAAAACGGAUUAAUAUUCUGUCUUUAUCAGAAGUUGCAUUUUAUCUUAUCACAGUGUAUGGUUGGUCUUCAAACAUGGGUUUUUUCUUUGAAACCCUGUUGCUGGACGUGGCUGUUCUGGUAGCAUGUGUCACCGCUGUGGUAUAUCUUUACUGCAGAUCGUCUUUCACAUACUGGAAGAAACGAAAUGCACCUUACAUCAAACCAGUUUUCCCAUUCGGAAAUUUCAAAGAUAUGAUAUUUCUUAGGAAAUCGAUUGGAUGUCUAUUUAGAGAUAUGUAUUUUAAGCUUGACGGCGAGAAAUAUGGUGGGAUGUUUACGUUAACAACACCUGGAUUCAUCUUUCGUGAUCCAGAUAUUAUUAAAAAUGUUCUUGUUAAGGAUUUCUCUAGUUUCCAUGACCGUGGCUUCUACACCGAUGAAAAACUUGAACCAUUAUCUGGUCACUUGUUCCUUCUAAAUGGAAGCAGAUGGAGAAAUCUUCGAAUCAAAUUAUCGCCAACAUUCACUUCUGGAAAAAUGAAAAUGAUGUUCCAAACUUUGGUUGAUUGCGGACAUGAACUUGGAUCUAUUCUAGAAGAAACUGCUAAUAAUGAAGAUACUAUUGAAAUCAGAGAUGUCUUAGCGAGGUACAGCACGGAUGUAAUAUCAUCUUGCGCAUUUGGUAUCCAGUGUAAUUGUCUUAAGAAUCCAGACGCUGAAUUUCGUCAAUGGGGAAGGAAAAUAUUUACACCGUCGAUAAAACUAGCAAUGUUAUCAAUUGCUAGAGCAUUUGCUCCCGAAUUAUUUGCUGCCUUCAAAUUUAGAACUCUAGAUUCCAAAAUCGAGAAGUAUUUUACAGAUAUGGUUCAAGACACUGUAAACUACAGGGAAAAGAACGACUUUAAACGCAAUGAUUUCAUGCAAUUGCUUAUUCAGAUGAGAAACAAUGGUAAAGUUGAAGAAGGAAAUGAGGAAUCUGAACAGAAUGGCCAUGAAAUUACGGAGGAUAAAUCUGGCGAAAAUGGUCUUUCGAUGGAGUCCCUGGGUGCUCAAGCUUUCGUAUUUUUCAUUGCCGGUUUCGAGACGUCGUCAACAACCAUGCAAUUCUGUAUGUACGAGCUAUCGUUGAACCAGGACAUACAGACGCGUGUCCGGGAAGAGAUAGAUGUUGUGUUACAGAAACACGAAGGCAAGAUUACAUACGACUCUGUCCAAGAGAUGGAAUAUUUGGACAAAGUUGUUGCAGAAACUCUUCGCAAAUAUCCACCAGUUCCGAUCCUAAACCGUGAAUGUACCAAGACGUACAAGAUUCCAGACUCUGAUAUUAUAAUUGAGAAGGGAAUCAAAACAAUCAUACCUGUCUUGGGACUCCAUUACGACCCGAAAUAUUACCCGGACCCAGACAGGUUCGACCCUGAGAGGUUCAGUGAACAAGAGAAGGCGAAGAGGCACAACUAUGUUUAUUUGCCUUUCGGAGAGGGCCCAAGGAUAUGUAUUGGAAUGCGGUUUGGACUUAUGCAGACCAAAGUGGGACUUAUCUCUCUGCUGUCUAAAUACCAGUUCAAUGUCAGCAAGAAGACACAGAUCCCAUUGGUGUUAGAGACUAAAUCAUUUAUCAUGUCGCCUGUAGGUGGAAUGUGGCUUCAGAUUAAAAAGCGUGUUAAUUAAACACAAAGUGCCACAUAUCAUCUGGCUUUCCAUUUCCCAUGUAAGUUAAAUACACUGUAACAAAUAUAUUCUGAAGGUGGUAUUAAUAUGGCUGUUUUCUGGAAUAUAGCUUAGUGUAAUCUGUUACGUAUUGACUGACGUUUUAGAGGAGAUUCCUGCCUCCAUCAAAAUUAACCUGACACUCGAUUUUUACCCUCUUACGAUCGGCGUAUGAGAAAUGAUGCCUGUAUUGAAGAAACAACAGUAUUUAUUCCAAUAUAAUAUUUACACGUCACAGAAACAUUUUCUACACAAGCUACUCUUUAGUAAUCAAGACAUGGCCAAGUAAGCACUAUAUUUCGUGUGGGGUAAUUGUUAAAUCAUUACCAAAUAUUAGAUUCUAAGUCUGUAUUUAAUUUGUUAUUUUGAUUUUUGUGGGGUUAAGUCUACUAUAAACCCAUAUAUCAAUAUUUCUUAACAUGAUGUUUUUCACGAGUCUGGCCUUGUUUUCGGCUGUCAUUAUUUACUGUGUGUAAUUCUGUAAUUUUGUUUUGUCGUACGUGGACCAGUACUUGAUCUCCACUUUUCCGUCUUAUAGUAAGCUUUUUAACUUUCACAUACGGUUUGUUCACUGACAAAGUUUAACGUAAUUGUCACUUCACGGCUUCCGGUAAGAAAUUUUAUAAUGGAAAUUUGUUGGUAUUGUGUUCAAGGACCAAUAUUUGACUCUUAAUCACAAUCAUCAUGACACUUUCUUCCUACCAGCAUUCUGAAUAUCUUCACCUGAAUGAUUUUCCAAUGUUUAUAUUCUUAUUCAUUUGGCUUAAAUUUGUACAUUUAUGGCUUUAUAACCUUAGCCAGAAUUGUUACAUAAUAUUUAUCGAUUUACAUUAUUAUCUGUAUAUUGUGCUUCAUGAAAAAUAAACUUUUAAUUUAUUUUA
This is a messenger RNA of Zootermopsis nevadensis, 4335 nucleotides long. The record is from RefSeq and is a predicted model, not a curated record. NCBI's taxonomy places the organism in Eukaryota, Metazoa, Arthropoda, Insecta, Blattodea, Termopsidae.